Messenger RNA from Neohortaea acidophila, 3468 nucleotides. RefSeq lists its product as uncharacterized. Gene Ontology annotation, cellular component: cytosol; proteasome regulatory particle, base subcomplex; nucleus. Bases 1 to 3468 code for a protein of 1155 amino acids. NCBI's taxonomy places the organism in Eukaryota, Fungi, Ascomycota, Dothideomycetes, Mycosphaerellales, Teratosphaeriaceae. The record is from RefSeq and is a predicted model, not a curated record. The transcript is spliced from 2 exons. Gene Ontology annotation, molecular function: polyubiquitin modification-dependent protein binding. Gene Ontology annotation, biological process: proteasome-mediated ubiquitin-dependent protein catabolic process.
AUGCAAUCACAGUACCCAACGACAUCCCAAAACGCGACCACCGAGCAAGACACCCCCAACCUCACGCUCACCCGCCAAUAUGGACUUCCACACCCCGAUCCAUCCGUCCCCUUGCUCCCGGCAGACGAUGCUGGCGCAAGCACGACGACGGAGCAUAACGCCGCGCACGCAGCGUCUUUGCGCGAAGGGCUGUCGCGAUCCGAAAGGAGGCGACUGAGCUCCGAGCGCGGCACGUCGUCGUCGUCGCCACCUUCUUCGGGGCUCAAUCGGAUUGCCGAGUAUGAGAAUGCUUCUACGCCGCCGAUGAGGAAGAAUAAAGAGGUGGGGUUUGAGGUUAUUAAGAAGUCGAGGAGUCCGGGCGAUAAGAGUUCUCCUAUUCAGGAUUUGCCGAAUGAGGUCUUGACGCAUGCGCUUGCGCACCUUGCUCCUUCGGAUCUGACUUCGGUCGCGCUGGUGUCGAAGCGCUUUCACGACCUCGUUACGGGUCCGCAUGCUUGGCGCAGCGCAUUCGCGCACUACUUCCCGGGUCCCGAUUCGCUCAGCCUGGUCUUCAACGAUGAUGAUAGCGAGAAUCAGGACAUGAUACGCACUGAAAGACGCGCAUUUACGCGCCUUACUGCGUUGGCAUCAUGGCGAAGCGAGUACAUCAUGCGCACCCGACUGCUGCGUUCGCUCGCGCGUGGAAAACCAGUUCAAGUCAUUGCAUCGCCCAGUGCGGCGCGGUCUGGACAAUCUCAUACCGCUGCACCAAUCACCAUGUACAACUCGCAGCUGUUCACGACGAUCAACCAUCUGCACGCUUCAUUCGGCACGGGCUUGAACAAACGGCCGCCUCGCUUCAUUCAUGGCGCCGAUGAUCAGGGCACGGCGACUAGCAGUGAUCCAAGCUCGGGCAAAGUGGACAAUUGGGGGCUCGGGGAUCCGCAGUUCUUCCUACAAUUCACGGAACGUUUUCCCGGUGAUGAACAAUACGGCCUCGGACCAGGUGAAGUGGUGGGCGUACCGAAUGUCAUGGAUGUUAGUCAACCGCACGGAAUGGUCCAUGGAGAGGGCUCGCCCGGUGGCAUGACUUACUAUCGCUCCGCCGAUGAGAUGCGCGGCCGCUUCUUGCUCUUUUCGUCCGCCAUGUCUGACCCUGAGCUCGGCAUCCCCAGGAUUCCCUCUACGAUCGAAGCUAUCUGCUCAGUCUGGAUUGCAAAAUCCUCGGUCAUCCCGUCGAUGACGGAAAGCCAGAUUGGACUCCUCUCGGGUUCAUCUCUGGGCGUGUUGACGGCGUACAGUCUGGGAUCGACGCCGACUAGCUCCAAGGGAGAGCAGCGAUUCGCACGCGGCGCGAUGACGGCUCGAUGGGUGCUCAGCCCUGGCGUUCCGUUAAUCGCUAUCGCCAUCGACAAUGACUAUAGCAUGCAACGCCACGCGCAGAAUCGCAUCUGGGCCGUCGUCCUCAACGCUCUCGGCGAAGUUUUCUACCUGACAAAGUUUCCGAAACGCCCUCACAUCGAGCGCGGCGCGAAGCUCACCGACGAAGCCAUUGAACGCAACGCCUGGCUUGCUGGACGAAGCGUGUACUGGAACCUGGUGGAGCCCAGUCGGCGCACCGCACGACCUGAUCCUUAUGCCGACGGCGCUACGCUUGACGGUGGCCAUUCGCCUCGCUCGUCUUGGAAUGGCAUGUGUCUGAGCAAAGAUCAGAUUCAGGCGGAAACUCGCGAGAUCGAAGCUUUUGUGACCCGUAAGCCGAAAGAUUUCCAGAAGGUGUGCCUAGGAUGGGACAUGCGACGGAGGCUGGAGGUCGAUUUUGCGGGAGACGAUGGCAACAAUGCCGGCGAGCAUGUCGUGGUUUUCGAAUGCGGACUCGAUGAAGGCGGCGUUGCUGGCGUCAAACGCUGCACUCGGUGUCGCUUUCAAGAUCGCCAGAGUAAAGACGGCGCUUUGACGCCUCCGUUGACCCAGGGCAGUACAGAGCCUUCGGAGUCGUCACCGUCGCUCUUUGGUGGAGCUACAGCACCGACGGCAGAGCCCGAGUCCUUCUCUCUUGAGCGUUUGGAGGAGGCCUUGUCUCGAGAGGAUUUCGAUGGGUCAAUCACUCCCAAACCCAUGAGCGAAGAGUGGCGCCAGUCGGAAUUUACGCUCAACGGGAUUCGACAUCUCCAAAUCACAGCGACGACUCUGGACAUCUCGACUUUUGCAACUCAGACAAUCUCCGAAGAUCCGCUCCUCAGCUUCUCCGGCCGAUCCACCGCGUCAUCCCCAUCAUUGACUCCCAUGUCACAGACUGAACCCAUCGCCGAUCCCGCAGAUAUGCCAGGCCAACGUGCUCGGCUUUUCGCUGCUGGCACCAAAACCGGCAGCGUCUUCAUCUGGAACAUGCGCGCCUCGGUGCCCAAAUCUGCAGACGUGUCUAGCGUCAUCGAGCCCGUGCGGGUUAUCUACACCGACUCUCCGGAGAUUUCAUGCCUUGCCCUGUCCUCCCUCUACCUCGUCAGCGGCGGCAAUGAUGGCCUGGUGCAAGCCUGGGAUCCCCUCGCAUCCAACAUGCAGCCCAUUCGAACUCUCAACUCUCGCUUCUCCUCUCGGGCCCGUCGCCGCCUCGUCCAAGCUCAAGCAUCCCCGCAAGGCGUAGGCAUCAAUCUUUUCGCAGCCGGCGCCAUCUGUCUCGAUCCGGACGCGACGGUCCUGCGCGGCAUGGUCUCACUCGGCACCCACUUACGCUACUGGUCCUACAGCUCUUCCGCCGCCGACCAAUACAAGUCGCAGAAGCGGCGUCUCCGCCGAUCAGAGCGCGGCAGCAACAAUGGCGGCGCGCACUUUUCUGGCGCCACGAGGAGCAACUUACAGGCCUACAUUGAAAGCGAAAAAAUCGAGCUCGAUCGCGAAGUGCAGCAGAGCAGGAAAGACGCGCAGCGCUUCGCGGGCCGCUUUGGUACGGGUUUGCUGGAUGGGAGUGAGGAGGAGAUGCUGGCUUAUGCUGCGAUGCUUAGCCAGGAGUCUCUGGAGCAGGAGAAGAUGCGACAAGCGUCGGCGGAUACGAGUGCCACGGACAAAACAGGUGGACUUGCCACGCCGGCUCGAAGCAAAGCAACGCCCCGCACCAACACCGCCAGUCCAUACUCCACCCCCGUCAAAACCGACGACGAACUCGACGCCGACAUCGCCGAAGCCAUCCGUCAAAGCCUCAAUCCCUCCACCCUCCCCAGCAGCACGCCCGACAUCCCCAUCCGCCAAGCCAAACAGCGAGGCAAGAAGUCGACGCCGCCUUCUUCUUCGCGCCUCUCGGCUACUACUUCGCCGCUCCUGGCGGGCGCCAGUCGGCGGCUGAGCGAGAGUGAGGAUUUGGAAUUCGCGCUUCAGCUGAGUUUGGCGGAGGAGCAGAGUCGGGUUGAGAAUGAAGGUGGGCGGGAGGAAUUUCCGCAGCUUACGCCUUUGGAUGGAGCACAUCAUGGCAAGGGGAAGAAGAGGGCUGCGUGA